AUGGUGCGUCAGCUGCACGACGGUAUGAUGGCGCGAGUCACGGACAACGGAGCUGUCUCAGAGGCAUUCGCAGUGACCAACGGAGUGAAGCAGGGAUCCGUGCUGGCGCUUACCCUCUUCAGUCUUAUGUUCUCUGCCAUGCUGAUGGACGCCUACCGCGAAGAACGCCCCGGGAUCCGCAUCGCCUACAGGACGGACGGUCACCUGCUGAAUCAACGGCGGAUGCACUUCCAGUCGCGCGUAUCCACAACCACCGUCCACGAACUUCUCUUCGCCGACGACUGCGCCCUGAACACCACCUCGGAAGAGGAGAUGCAACGGAGCAUGGACCUGUUCUCCGCCGCCUGCGAGAACUUUGGGCUGGUUAUCAACACGCAGAAGACGGUGGUGAUGCAUCAACCGCCACCCAACUCAGCCACAGCCCCCAACGCGUCGCCGCAAAUCAGCGUGAACGAAACCCAACUGCAGGUGGUGGAGAACUUCCUGUGCCUGGACAGUACCCUUUCCCGCAACACCAAGAUCGAUGACGAAGUCGCCAACAGGAUCUCGAAAGCCAGUCAAGCCUUCGGUCGCCUCCAAAGCACAGUUUGGAAUCGUCAUGGUUUUCAACUAAGCAUGAAGCUAAAGAUGUACAAGGCCGUCAUCCUGCCGACGCUACUAUAUGGAGCGGAGACUUGGACGGUGUACACAAAGCAGGCACGCCGACUGAACCACUUCAACCUCAGUUGUCUUUGUCGCAUCCUGAGGCUCAACUGGCAGGAUCGAAUCCCCGACACUGAUGUACUGGAACGGACGGGAAUCCUCAGCAUCUACGCCAUACUGAGACAAAUACAGCUGCGCUGGAGCGGCCACCUGGUGCGCAUGGACGACGAGCGACUACCCAAACGACUCUUCUACGGAGACGUCGCGACGGGUUCUCGCCGUCAAGGAGGCCAGAUUCGCGUUACAAGGAUACCCUGA
This is a messenger RNA of Spirometra erinaceieuropaei, 960 nucleotides long. The record is from the annotation of a GenBank genome assembly. NCBI's taxonomy places the organism in Eukaryota, Metazoa, Platyhelminthes, Cestoda, Diphyllobothriidea, Diphyllobothriidae.